CUUGUCACUUCCCUCCUCGUUCUUGCCAUCAAUGAGGCAUAAGGCAUUGUUUUACUCAGCAAAUGGCAUUAUCAAGCAAGUUGGAAUUGGAACCCACAUCCUUUUCUAUCGAUCCGAAGCUCCCAGAAAAUUGUACCUUCCCACCUUGCUAGUGAUACAGCUGAAUUCCAUUCUUUCUCUUUCAGCAUUUUCUUCUACUCCAAUUGCAUUAUAUAUUACACUUCUCUUCCCUCUGAUCAGGCAAAUUGAUGCAAAAAAUACCACCACAUUGACACAUUUUUGAGGGUCUAAAUUGCAAAGAUGGGUUUUCCAUUAGUGGGUUCUUUGGGUUCUCAUGUUCUAGUCAGGAAUUUGUAUGAAAAGAACAUAAAGCUUCAAUCUUUUGACGAAAAUGGAAGGUUUGGUGUUAAUUUCAGUCUCAGAUGUUCAAAGUCUAAGCCUUUCCCAAAAAGAAUUUCACUGUGCAAGAGUGAAUUAGUCGACUUUGAGGAGAGAACAAGCCCAAAUGAGAUCAGAAAAGAGAUAGAACGAUGCUAUGAACUCAUACACAGACUUGGAAGGGGGGUUGUCUAUCUGGGCUCUUCAAGAAUGGGACCAGAUCAUCCGCAUUACUUGCAAGCACUGGAGUUGAGUAGAGAGGUUGCAAAGCUUUUGGACUGUACCUCUUGGAUGGGGGCUGGUCCAGGCCUAAUGGAUGCUACAAUUAAAGGUGCACUGCAAGCAGGGAAGCCUGUUGGUGGAUUUAAGAUAGCAAAAGAAGCUGGUGAAUGGACAGCCUCAAAUUUUCAUCCUUAUCUACCAUCAGAAACUUAUCUUACAUGCAGGUUUUUUUCGGCAAGAAAACAUGGGUUGGUGGAUGCUGCAGUUAGGAAUACUAGGUCAGAUAGGACUGCUGUAGUUGCUCUCCCUGGUGGAAUUGGUACCCUUGAUGAGAUGUUUGAGAUUUUAGCUCUGAUUCAACUAGAAAGGAUUGGAUCAGCUCUUCCAGUCCCUUUUAUUGUGAUGAACUAUGACUCAUUCUACCAGAAGCUUUUAGACUUCAUUCAAAAUUGUGAGGACUGGGGUACUGUUUCCAAAGGAGAGGUUACGCCACUAUGGAAGAUAUGCAACAGUAACUCUGAAGCUUUGGCCUACUUGACAGAUUUUUACAAUCUCCAUUCUUCUAGUGACGAAUAUGGGCAUGGCAAGAUGCCUACAAGUGCUCAUUGAAUAAUUUCUUGUGAAGCUCUUUAAGUGUUUGAUUGUCACAUUUGUCUUUUAGUGCUUUCAGAAUUAUAUGUGCGAGUGGGACAAAACUGAUAAAUGUUGUACACCAUGAUUCAUUAUGGAAUUUAGAAAUGCAAGUCUUGGCAUUAAUUUGAAAAUGAAAUUUUUGUA
Molecule: messenger RNA, 1377 nt
Organism: Ricinus communis (castor bean)
Lineage: Eukaryota; Viridiplantae; Streptophyta; Magnoliopsida; Malpighiales; Euphorbiaceae
Product: probable cytokinin riboside 5'-monophosphate phosphoribohydrolase LOGL10
Exons: 4
Coding region: 301-1209 (302 amino acids)
Source: RefSeq, a predicted model, not a curated record